Molecule: messenger RNA, 978 nt
Organism: Saccharomyces cerevisiae S288C
Lineage: Eukaryota; Fungi; Ascomycota; Saccharomycetes; Saccharomycetales; Saccharomycetaceae
Gene: LDS1
Product: Lds1p
Exons: 1
Coding region: 1-978 (325 amino acids)
Cellular component (GO): spore wall; prospore membrane; lipid droplet
Source: RefSeq, marked reviewed
AUGAGUUUUACAGGUUCAUUAGCGCUGGCAGGUAUUGGUGGUUUGGUGUACAAGUUUGGCGGAGGCCAAUCGUAUGAAAAACUGCCAUAUGUCAACAUCCCCUUCAAUCAGUACUUGGAUAAAGUUUACAAGAAGCACUUCAGCAAAGUUAUGAGCCGUACCAGAUACGUGCUAAUGAACUUUUUCAAAGAUGCAUUCACAGGAGGUGCAUUCAUGUACCCGUUCAAAGGGUUUUUAGAGUUCAACACCAAUAAGAGCAGUUACUCAACGACUAUGUUAGGUAUAUUAUCGAGUUACUUGAUAAUGUUUGCCCUGGUAAGCUUUGUGUAUUGGGCUACAAUUACGCCAAUGUACACAGCUUUUUUGAUUGUGCUGGGCCCUAUUGGGCUUUUCAUUGCCAUUUUUCAUUCCUUUUUGCAAGCAAAUGUUUUCACUUUAUUGUUUAUGAGACUCAGUCAUUUUAAUAAUCAUUUAGUGGAGGUGUGCUUAGAGAAGAAUGGUUUAGAGGAGAAUUUGAGUGAAGUCAAACCAAUCAAGUACUAUGCACCUAUUAACUCGAUAUAUUUCUGGGCUUACUAUUUCCCAUUCAAGUUGGUCAAGUACAUGUUAGGCCUGUCGGUUCUUUUUGUGCUGUUGGUUAUAUCUUUUUUCCCACUUAUUGGACCAAUCCUUUUUCAUAUUUUAAUUUCUCCUUUCAUCACUCAAAUUUACUUCACGAAAGUUUUACGUUUACAAAAUUUCGACAACAUACAAAGACGUGAAAAUAUUUAUCUCCACGCUGGCCAAUAUGCCUCAUUUGGUUUCUUGGCCGGUUUGAUUGAGUCCGUGCCCAUUUUAGCGGGCUUUGCCAUUUCUACAAAUACUAUUGGUAGCGUUUUAUUUAACCUUGAUCAUCCAAUGGUCCCUGAAAAUUUAGUAGAAACUCAAGCUGAAAUUGAAGCAGCACCACAAGAUAUCAAUCAACAACCGAAUCAAUAA